Molecule: messenger RNA, 1592 nt
Organism: Zymoseptoria tritici IPO323
Lineage: Eukaryota; Fungi; Ascomycota; Dothideomycetes; Mycosphaerellales; Mycosphaerellaceae
Exons: 8
Coding region: 51-1442 (463 amino acids)
Cellular component (GO): nucleus
Molecular function (GO): RNA binding
Source: RefSeq, a predicted model, not a curated record
UCCACAUCGAAUACCUCUCUCACCAUCCUACCGACUCGAACAUUUCCACCAUGUCCGAGGAACCUCGCAAGCGUUCGCGCUUCGAUCAGACUGACGAAGAACCUGUUAAGCGCAGCCGAUUCGAUCAGCGUGACGACCGCUCUCGCUCCCCUCCGAAGAGCCCCGCCGUGUCAAAGAGCAUUGAAAAGACCGAGGAUGACAAGAAACAUGAUCCGGUAGCGGCGGCGAUGGCUGCGGCCUCGAGGAUCAAUGCGCAGCUGGCAGACCGCAAGGGAGUGCAGCACGUGGAUGUGCCGCCGAUUCGUGCUACCAGCGCUGGUGCGCCCAAGUCGCCCUCGGAGCCUGUCGCUGCUCUCAACGCCGAAAUCUACCAGCAAGACGGUGACUUUAUCAAGGACAUCGAGGUCAACGAUUUGCGCAACCGCUACACCUUGACCAAAGGCUCGACUCAGAAGAUGAUCAAGGAUGAAACGGGCGCCGAUGUCACCACCCGCGGAAGCUACUUCCCCGACAAGAGCAUGGCCACGGCCGCGAACCCACCGCUCUACCUCCACGUUACCAGCACCACGAAAGAUGGCCUCGAGAAAGCCGUUAAGAAGAUCGAUGAGCUCAUGCAGCAGGAGCUCCCCCAAUUGAUCGACGAGCGUCGAUUCCGUCGUCGUGAGGAUCAACCGCGUGAGCAGCCAGAGAGGGACGCCCUCGGUCGUCGCAAGUGGCCAGAUGAGCGCAUCCCGAUCGACCUCGAGCCGAUUCCUGGUUUCAACCUCCGCGCGAAAGUCGUCGGUGCGGGUGGCAGCUAUGUCAAGCAUAUUCAGACCGAGACACGCUGUCGUGUGCAGAUCAAGGGCCGCGGCAGUGGUUUCAUGGAGCACGAUACUGGGGUUGAGAGUGAUGAGCAGAUGUACCUUCAUGUCGCCGGACCGGAGCAAAGCAUGGUCGAUCAAGCCAAAGAGAUGUGUCUCUCCCUUCUCGAAUCAGUCCGGGAGUCCUACCUCGAAUUCAAGGAGCGCGGACCCCAACACCGUGGCGGCGGCGAUCGUGGCGGGUACGGUGGAGGCUACGGUGGUGAUCGAGGAGGUUACCACAACCGUGACGGCGGGGAUCGCUACGGAGGCGCUCAGUCCCCUGUUGCACCUCAAGCAGCAGCUACCGGCGCCGCUGGAGCCGCCACCGAUCCGAACGAUCCGGCUGUGAUUCAAGCCUGGAUCACGUACUAUGCCGCCAACCCGUCUCAGGAUCCGAUGGCUCAGUACGGAGGGUAUGCGGCGUACAUGACAGCUUACCUGGCAGCACAAGCUGCUGGCACCACGCAGUCUCCAGCAGUGGCUAACGGCUCUGCUCCACCGCCUCCUCCGCCCGAGGACCAGAGUGCUCCUCCGCCUCCGCCGCCGGGCACAGGAGGUGGAGCGUACAACAGUGUGCCACCACCGCCUGGUGUUUGAGUAUUAGGACGACUGCUUCCAUGCUGAGCGUAAAAAUUGGCCCGGUGUGGCUGUGAUUGAAGCCGUCACCAUGCGGCAGAAAAGAACCGCUGAUACAUUGGGUCUUUGCAGGACUACUCGCUCAACGUGUGAAGAUCAAUUUUCGACAAC